Molecule: messenger RNA, 2074 nt
Organism: Oryzias melastigma (Indian medaka)
Lineage: Eukaryota; Metazoa; Chordata; Actinopteri; Beloniformes; Adrianichthyidae
Product: riboflavin transporter 2
Exons: 4
Coding region: 250-1617 (455 amino acids)
Biological process (GO): riboflavin transport
Cellular component (GO): plasma membrane
Molecular function (GO): riboflavin transmembrane transporter activity
Source: RefSeq, a predicted model, not a curated record
GUCAUGGCGGCGGAGCACGUAUGCGCCUGCGCAGUCCCUCCCCUCUACACUACACGGAAGUUGUAGUCGAGUGUCGGGGAAGGAAGGAGUGAAAGAGGGGCCGCGUGCACACGGUUGUGACAGGUGUCCCGGUGACAAAUAGAAAGGAUGACAAUGGAGUGGAGGUCUUCAUGAAGACGGCUCGUUCCUGCUGUGUGGACGAAGACCCACAUCUGAUUCUUCCUGCUGUACUGUAUUCCAACCUCCAUCAUGUCGCUUCUCACUCACGUUCUCGCUUGCCUUUUUGGAAUGGGCUCCUGGGUGGCCAUCAAUGGGAUGUGGGUGGAGCUCCCCCUGGUUGUAGAUGAAGUCCCGGAGAAGUGGUUCCUCCCCUCUUAUCUGACAGUCCUCAUCCAAAUGGCCAACAUAGGUCCAUUCUUUGUCACCUUGAUGCACCGCUUCCGCCCUGGAGUGCUGGACGAGCGGCCCGUCAUCUACUGCAUAGUUGGGUUGGGGAUCAUCUCCACAUUCCUGCUGGCUUUCUUCUGGAAGCACACGGCGAUGGUUGCAGGCUCUCCCCACAGUGUCCCCCUGCUGAUUUUAAGCUUCCUGCUGUCUGUAGUGGACUGCACAUCAUCUGUCACCUUCCUACCUUUCAUGAUGACUCUGCGCCCACAAUACCUUACCACCUAUUUUGCUGGAGAAGGUCUCAGUGGUCUGGUUCCUGCACUGGUGGCUUUGGUUCAGGGCGUUGGAGUGGUUCACUGUGAAAAUGCCACUUUAGCCAGGAACACAUCUUCUGGUAAUUCCAGUUUUGUAGGGAGUGGUGAGCUAAUAGCCAAAUACCAGCCAGCCAAGUUUUCUGUCCAGGUCUUCUUUGUGCUCUUGAGCAUCAUGAUGGUUGUGUCCUUGGUUGCCUUUAUCCUACUGAAUCACCACCCGGCUGUGGCUCGAGAGAGAAGGAGUGAUCAGUACUUCUUUGAGGACCUGGAAAACAAAAAGAGGGAACAGAGUUUGUCUCUGCACGCUCAGACACCAGAGCAGAAGCCCAUGCUGGGUCCUCUGGAGGGGGCCGGGGAAGAACCCAGGAGUUCUUUUGGAAAAGGGACCUACAGUAACCUGGAGGUGGCCUUCAUCUUUGUGGUGCUGGCUUGGGUCAAUGCGCUGACCAACGCAGUGCUGCCCUCUGUCCAGACCUUCUCCUGUUUGCCCUAUGGGAACAAGGCCUACCAUCUGGCUGCCACCAUGGCUGCCGUUGCUAACCCUGUGGCCUGUUUCAUUGCCAUGUUUGUGCCAAUAAGGUCUCUUGCCUUCAUGUGUUUCUUGACGGUGUUUGGGACUGGAUUUGGCGCCUACAUCAUGGCUAUGGCAGCGCUGAGCCCGUGUCCUUUGAUGGUCCAAAGUGCCUCUGGAACUGCAGUCAUUGUCCUGGCCUGGAUCUUGUUUGUCCUGACCCUGUCCUAUGUAAAGGUCAUCAUCGGGGUGAUUCUGAGGGAUGAAGGCCACAGCGCCCUCGUGUGGUGUGGGGCUGUGGUGCAGCUGGGCUCCAUGCUCGGAGCCUUGUCCAUGUUCCCGCUGGUCAGCGUCUACGGACUUUUUAAGUCAGGCGAUGUUUGCAACACCAGGUGUCCAUCCUAGUCGGACAUGUUGAGGUUAAACACUGCUUUGUAAAAGUUUUAGGAUAAAUUGCACUUAUUGUAGCACUGAACUCGCUUCACGUGUUUCAGCUCUCUUCAAGAAAGUAGGGAAGUCGCAGUUGUUUUUCAGAUGUAUUUAUAUUUGUUGCAUAUGGAGAGAAGGCUACACUAAGAUGAAGUGACAUCCUCAUGGUCAGUGACCACAAAAGACCAAACUUUAGUUUUAUGUCAUGAAUAUGUUACGUACAAAUUCUGAGGUCAUUGUACUUGAACUUUUACAUUGAUGUGAAGAAUAAGUGAUGGAAUCUGCUGCUUUAAGAACUUGUAGUAUAUCUAACUUUAACGCGUGCCUUAAUUCCUGAAAAAGAAUAAUUCUGUGAGGUUACAGUUGUGUUACUGUCUUUGUCUGCUCAUGUGGAAUGGAGAAACAAAUGCUAAUAAACAAGGUUGGGUUUUUA